CCUCGUCUCGGUGUGGGACUCGCGUGCAGCGAUAGCCCUGAGACGCGAGGACCUUGCCAGCGUGCGGCUCGCGAUCGGGGCGGCCGCGGCGUCGCGGUAGCAAAGGGUGCAAACUCGCGCUGCGACCGGUUCUGUGACGUCACGCUUCGCAGCGUUCGGCGGCGUGCGUUCACCGAUUUUUUUGGCUCUCCUGCUGUGUACACACACAGGCAACCCACGACGCAAGAGGGUUUAUGAAGAGGAGAAGAUACACACUGACAAGGACCACACCCGAACAAAAAAAGUUGUGUGUAGUGCUCUCGGGGUACGCAGCAGUUUCGCGAAUGCUGUCGGGGUGUCGGGAUAUUCCAGGUGCACCCACCCGCUAAUUCGCCAACAAGAAGAGAGGAAACUACAAAAAUCUUGCUGGCUCUCUCUUUUUUCCGGGAAACUGCUGUCCGAGAGCUGUUGGACACAGCAGCAGACUGCUGGUGGUGUACCGUGUCUUUCGAACAUGUGACGUAGACCAGUCUGUCUGCUCUAUCGGGGUACGGCAGUGGUGUGCUGUCGGGGUUGUCAGGUGCGCAACCGCAAAUAAAUGCAAAUAAUUGGAAAACUCGGUAGUCAACCUGUCUGGUGGCCUCCACCGAGGUUGGUUGCAUUUUGUCCGUACGUGCUGGCUCUUUUCAGUCUACUCCACAGCAGACGUGGCACAUCAACAUUGCACCCUUCAACCACGACCUCCCGUCCAGUACAGUACAUACAGUAGCAGCAGAACAUCGGCAGGGUACAGGCGUAGUCUCCAGAGCGCUGUCGGCGUUGCCGGGAAUGCGCGCAUCCUUCUUUUCUCUUUGUUGUGGGUAAGCUUUGCUGGCUCUUCUUUCGCUGGCUCUCUUUUUCGGGAAAACUUUUCCUACUUUUGCUACUACUGUAAUCGUUUUACUACACAACACACACACGCGCUGACUACAUCCGCCAGCUACACAGCUAGCUGUAGAACAUGGGAUACUUCAACCACGGCCUUUCCCGCUAAUUUGGCGGUGGAGAAACGGCGAAAUUGCGGGUUGUUUUUGUCAGAAACCCCCCGCCAGCUCGAUUUGUUCGUGCCCCCGCUCUCCCGCCACAUCCAACCACCUCCUCCUCCAUCUCGGAAACGACAAGGGCAUGUCUCGAUUCUUCAAAGACAACUCCCCUGCCAAGAAAGCCAAGCCCGAACAGACCUCUGACGGUGCUGGUUCUGGCGGUUUCAAGACUGUUGGAGAGGUCUACCCCGGGCUCGUCUGCCCCCUGGACCAGAAGGUUCUCCUCAAGAAGUACACGAAGACCGGCCGCCCCUGGAUCGUGUGCUCUGGCAACGUCCAGAACGACCCGGACUCCUGUCAUUUUUCAGCCAACCUCUUCGGUCGGGACCGCGUCAAGGAAGGAGACAAGUCGAAGAUCGCCUGCCAGAUCUGCGACGUGCCAGCGGAGUUCACCCCGUCCAUCGGCGAGCCGACCGGCGAGAAGAACCCCCUGACGGGAAAGCCGGUCUUCGAGAACACGCACGUGUUCUUUCCCCACUGCUGGGGCAAGCAGACCGAAGAUCCUGUCUCCGGAAAGUCCCUGCUGGUCCACUGCACCGCCGCCACCGGCGCCGUCGUCGGGGUGGACCACCUGCAAGGCCUACGACCCGACAACGCCUUGCGACGACCUCAAGCUCGGCUGCACGGGUAACAUUAACGCGGGGGACAUCAUCAUCAGGUCCUGGGCCCUCAAAGACCCCCCUCAGGGUCUCCACGCCCGCUGCGCGAAACGGAAGCAUACCUCCCUGGUGAAAGAAAUCCUCGCCGCCAAGAAGUACCGCAAGGACUCCGGCACCAACGCCGAGGACGAGGCCAAGGCCCCGUCCGUGGAGGUCCCUGCCGACUUCGAAGACUUCUGAACGGUCUCACAAGCACCAUGACCGACUCUGCUUGGCAACACUUAAUCUCUGACGGCGAGAUUGCUCCAUUUCCUGUGGAGGAUGCACAACUCGCGGAGUCACAUUUCGACCGCUACGUCCAAGACCAAUGAUGGCUUUCGUUUCGUACGGAGCAAGACUAGCCUCGUGCCUUUCUUUCCUCCUUUCAGUGUGGACAUGCCUGAUAAGUAGUGUUCUUAUAGAGUUCCCACCGUAGAGUCUCAUAGACUAGAGAAAAGGUUUCCCACCGGCACAUUCCUGCAUACCAUUGCGGACUUCUCUGGGUGUUUUCAUAUGUAAGUAAGAGGUACCCGCCGGCAAAUACUGCGUACAAUUGCCGACUUCUUCUUGGGUGAUUUUUCUUUCUGAGUGCCUUAUUGGGUAGACUGGAGAUCGACCACAAUCGGCAAAUUCCUGCAUACAAUUGCCCACUUCUGGUAGCCCAUUUUUGCGUCUUCCCUCUUGGGUGAUUUUUCUGUGAGUGUCGACUGCUGUAGACUACAUAGAAUUCAGUAGAGUUAUUCAAUGUCGUACGCGGAGAGUUUCUCUUACCUUCGUACAGAGCGUUGCGUGCGGCCUUUCCUACUUUCAAUUCAAUAACAAAAGUAUUCUACGCAUGCAUACCAACUCCACGCACCAACUCCACAAAACAAACGCCUCCGUCAUCUCUUCUCCGCUCGCACACUUGACAUCGCAUUCAGCCUAAAGCGGAGCGGCGGGGCGCAUCAGCGCACC
Ectocarpus sp. CCAP 1310/34 is the source of this 2653-nucleotide messenger RNA. Lineage: Eukaryota; Phaeophyceae; Ectocarpales; Ectocarpaceae. The record is from the annotation of a GenBank genome assembly.